ACGAUAAUUGGCUAUCGUGCUCAGCGACAAGGUCCGUGCUUUGAUACUUCUAAAGCCAAAUAUAACGUAAUCCAAGGCAUACUAGUUAUUUUUCUAUGCUAUGUAUAGGCCAGUCAAGCUCCUCAGGUUUACCUUCGAAAGAUACACCUAUGGCAGAAGCAUCAGCCUCAUCUGUUGGCCAAAACACCUCAUCCGCAGAAGAGUCCUCAAUAUUGGUCUCGCCGAGGGAGCAACCAGAGGACGUCGCUUUGAAAGAGCCGUGGAAAUCAUUGACACAAGCUGCGAUAAACAAGAUUCGUGGCCACAGCAUCAACAGUCUCGAGAAUUUGAGCUGCGAAGGCCUGUCUGGUAUCGAAAGCCAUCUGUUUGAACGGAUUCUCUCCUACUUGGCGAUAGAUAACCUUUCCCCACUCGAGCUCAAGGACUUGUUUGUGGCGCUCACCGGCAUUAUCGAUCUCCGAGUCACAACGUAUAAGGACCUCACGUCGGCCGUCCCAGCUCUGGAGGAGAAAGAUCCGGAACUCGAUCAGCUCCUGAAGCAGCUGUCCAAGUUCCUUCGGCUCGGUCUUCGGACAUUGGUUUUGAAAUGCGACGUUAUGCUAGGUGGACUGGCAAAGAAGGAGCUUGAGGGCACCGACGCACCCCCCCAAAUGGCCAUCAUACGUCUUGUUCGCUAUCUCGCAAGCAUUAUAGACGAAGGGAGUCAACCAGUCUCUGAAAGUGAGGUAGUGGCGGUAUGGAAAGAGUGUUUGCAGAUUCUGAGCAAUGGGAAACUCAAGUUCCUGAGCGGCGGGCACGUUUGCAGAGCUACGCAGACGCAAAAGCGACUGUUUAUUACUCAGUUCAAGGUGCAUGAGGAAACUAAGAGUGGUCGCAAGGUCGAUUUACUCCUCCGCGUCGGGAACCUGGAGGUCCUCAAUACGGAAGUGAAGCCAAACGAUGACCAAAGCGCUGGGGAUAAACAGUACAAGAAAAACAUCAGGAUAAACCACACGACCUUUCAGACAGCUGCGCGUCGUGGACUGGAGCUCCCUCCGAUGCUCCCCCUUGAUGUUCGAGGUCUAUGUGCGAUCGUUUGCUGUAUCAAGCAGGCAAGCGAUAACAUCCUAGUUGCAGGCCCUGCCUGCAGUAAUUUGAUAGUUCUGCCAAGCUCCAAAGAAGACCUCGAAAAGUUCUUGUGCGGAAGUUCACCCCAGAUCUUUUGGCAAUAUGUGGUAUGUUUAUUUCUGCUGCACUCUUCUGUAUUGUCUUGUGUCACAACUAAAUUGUGUCUUUUGUAGCAACUAUUGCUUCAAUAUCAAAAAGCAAUAGAAGAACUAUUGGACAAGAACCGGGCCAUAUCCAUAAUAAGGCCCAGUGGACAUCAGUCAAACACAUGUACUCCACCGCCAAGAUUGCACAGUAUUGGUGAUAUCACCUUUUUUACGCUCAAGAGGUCGACACAUUUGUGCUAUGCAGGGUG
This is a messenger RNA of Gamsiella multidivaricata, 1462 nucleotides long. RefSeq lists its product as uncharacterized. The coding region runs from base 96 to 1280 and encodes 394 amino acids. NCBI's taxonomy places the organism in Eukaryota, Fungi, Mortierellomycota, Mortierellomycetes, Mortierellales, Mortierellaceae. The record is from RefSeq and is a predicted model, not a curated record. The transcript is spliced from 5 exons.